Molecule: messenger RNA, 441 nt
Organism: Ipomoea triloba (trilobed morning glory)
Lineage: Eukaryota; Viridiplantae; Streptophyta; Magnoliopsida; Solanales; Convolvulaceae
Exons: 1
Coding region: 1-441 (146 amino acids)
Source: RefSeq, a predicted model, not a curated record
AUGAGUCUCCCUACUAAAGAUGCUCUACUGAUGAAACAGGUUCGGUGUGAUCCGCUUUGCGCUCUUUGUGGAGUGGCGGAUGAAACUGCUGUGCAUGUGUUUGCAAAUUGUAACUUUGCACAUUUGUGUUGGCAUGUUAUCCAUCCAGAUUGGGAGUUGAGUGAAAUGGAAUCUAUUAGGCAGUGGUUACAGAAUAUGUGGAGGCAUUUAUCUCAACAGAUGGUGGAAAAGGUGGUGGUAAUUUGCUGGGCUUUGUGGGAGAAUCGAAAUAACUCUGUUUGGCGCCAGCAGCUUAAGGAUCCGAGAACUAUGGUCAUGCAUGCUUUUCUGUUUUUGGAGGCGUGGAAAAAGGCUCAGCAGCAUCCACAUGAACACACUGCAUUUCGUCAGAAUCAAAUGGAUGCUGUUUCUGCUUGGCAUCCUCCUCCUGUUUAUUUCUAA